Molecule: messenger RNA, 1527 nt
Organism: Solanum dulcamara
Lineage: Eukaryota; Viridiplantae; Streptophyta; Magnoliopsida; Solanales; Solanaceae
Product: F-box/kelch-repeat protein At3g23880-like
Exons: 1
Coding region: 187-1311 (374 amino acids)
Molecular function (GO): protein binding
Source: RefSeq, a predicted model, not a curated record
UCCAUAAUUCCAAAAAUACCCUCGUAUCUUCAAGCAGGCAUGUCAAAGAACAGCUACUUAAUGCCCACUUGUAUAGCUUAAUGACAAGCCAAAUUUUAGAAGUUGUAGUGACUCCUCCAAUGAACAACAAUUGCAUCAAUAAAUUAGUGAUUCCAUUGAUUCAGUAAGCAAAUUGAGUCACAGAAAAUGGAGGAAACAUCUGAAGGGUCAUCAAUUUUACCGCAAGAAUUAAUUUUUGAGAUUUUCUUGAGGUUACCUGUCAAAUCCCUCUUGAAAUUCAGGUGUGUUUCGAAAUCUUGGCUUUUUUUACUCUCAAAUCCUCUAUUCAGCAAAACCCAUGUCGAUUUUUGCUCUAAAACCCCCAAAUUUACUGAUUAUAGACUUGCUGUGGUAAGUUCUGUUUCUGGUUUAGGUAGAAUCUGCCAUUUUUACAACAUGGGGUUUGAUAAUUCAUGCCUUAAUGUGGCUAAACAUACUUGUCCUGCUGAAUCGUUAGAUCUCUCAGCUCGGAUUUUGGGUUCUUGUAAUGGGUUGAUUUGUGUAACUAGUAACUCGUUUACAUUAACGGUAUUGAACCCAUGUACUGGAAUGUUUAAUGUGUUUCCUGAUUCAAUGCUUCGGAAUAAUGGCCGUGGUGGUGGUGGUGGUGGUUGUUAUAUUCGAUAUGGAUUUGGCUAUGAUGUGUCUGUUGAAGAUUAUAAGGUUGUUAAGAUCUUUAGUAUUCCUCAAAUUGAGGGAAGAUAUGAGAACAUGGUUAAUGUUUAUAGCUUAAAGGCUAAAUCUUGGAAAAUGAUCGAGGGAUUCAAUAGUGGUAAUUUAAAUGGAAAGGUUGGUGUGUAUGUAAAUGGGGCACUUCAUUGGGAAGUGCGCCAUAGUCAUUAUUCCGGUGGGUUUUGGGAGAUUGUUACUUUGAAUCUGGCUGCAGAGAGAUAUGGGACAAUAGCACUGCCUAGCUAUGAAGACGAAGGUGUUUAUUGGACGUUAGGUGUUUCGAGGGGGUAUUUAGUCGGUUGUUGCAACUACGAACAGAAUAAAGGGGAUGUGUGGGUGAUGAAGGAGUAUGGUGUCGAGAAAUCUUGGACUAAAGUGGUUACCAUCUCGUUACCCGUCGAUCGUUGGGCUUAUAUCUUACCAUUGUUUGUGGCUGAGAAUUGUGAUGAAUUUCUGCUGCAGCUUGGGGAAGAACUAGCGCUGUAUAAUUCAAGGGAUGGUUCAUUCACGCGUCUUGACGGUUACACAUCCGGUGGUGGUUUUCGUCAAGUUCAAGCGGUGACCUACUUUGAGAGCCUUGCUUCACCUCAUAUUAAGUGAAGUGAUGACAGGUUACAGUGUGAAGCCAGUGAAAUUAAAAGAGGGUAAAAAUCUUUCAGAUUGCCUUGUAUCCCAGUUCUCAUAUUUAGUGAUCACAUUUUGUCUCUGUCAUUGUGUUGUUUUGGGUUCUUCCUUAUCAUGUAAGAUGCUUGGUACUUCAGCAACAUUGAAAUACUAUUGUUAUCAUGCUCAAUAAAUUUCUAUCUUCCCAUGCAA